Messenger RNA from Dinoponera quadriceps, 1851 nucleotides. RefSeq names its product lysoplasmalogenase-like protein TMEM86A. The transcript has 6 exons. Lineage: Eukaryota; Metazoa; Arthropoda; Insecta; Hymenoptera; Formicidae. The record is from RefSeq and is a predicted model, not a curated record. Gene Ontology annotation, cellular component: membrane. Bases 116 to 823 code for a protein of 235 amino acids.
GGCUCGCUUGCAAGCGACAGCAUUCAGUCAGUCACGGUCGAUCGGCUGGUCGGUCGGUUCUCUAUCGUGUACCACCGCUGUUGGCUUUGUUUUCGCCGGUGUCUUCAGAUCAAAAAUGUCAUCGCCUACACAAGUGAUAAAAUGUAUUGGACCAAAAUUGGUGCCGUUCUUUAAGAGCGUGUCCGUGUACUUUGUAUUGCUCGCCGAGCAGCCGUCCGUGCUGACGGCUGUUUUGAAAUGUUUGCCAAUAAUGAGCCUCAUUUUUUUCGUCCUGUUGCACGGGAUCAGUUUGUCUAAAGAAUAUACCUUCUCCAGGCGUAUACUGAUAGGAUUAAUAUUUAGUUGCAUAGGUGACGCAUUUUUAGUGUGGCCCAAUUGUUUCACUGCGGGUAUGUGCAUGUUCGCCGUAGCGCAGAUUAUGUACAUAAUUGCAUUCGGAUUCGAGCGUCUCAGUUUAACGCUGGGCGCGUUACUGUACACGUUUUGUGCUGUUGUCAUAUACAUUUUGAUGCCCGGGCUAAAAGGUGUCUUAGCGAUAGGAGUACCAAUUUACACAAUAUUAAUUACUACCAUGGCAUGGAGAGCGAUAUCGCGGGUGCAAUUCUCCGGGGAAUUAACAUGGACUAAAUUAUGCAGCUGUAUUGGAAGCAUUUGCUUCGUCAUAUCUGAUACUUUGCUCGGGUUCCACCACUUCCAUACUAAAUUACCAUAUGCUCAAGUGUCUAUUAUGCUGACGUACUACGCGGCGCAAUUAGGCAUCGCACUGAGCGCGGUGGAUUCGAAAAACAACAGUAAUAACAGAGUACCUGCCAGUAAAGGCUGAAAUGUCUACGCUUAGUUCUUAUCAUCUGUCUAUCACGGGGAAAGGAGUGUGUCUAUACAGAUGCAAACCGGACUUUGAAGGGGUUUCACCUUUUACCUUGCCCGCUUUAGAACUACAUGCAUAAUUUUCCGUGGGGGAUCGUUGUGAUAACGUAUCUUAGACGUAUGUUGAAUAGCCAUAUUGUCGAAUAAAGGAGCUCAAGAGGGUUUAGAGCGGUGAAAUGUACCUUUGACUGUAGAAAGACUUAUAUACGUAUACAUAUAUAUAUAUUUUUUGUAUCAAUAGUAUGAUACAAAAGAUAUCCUAUAGAGACUUCGUACUAACUAUACUUGUGAUUUCCUAUUUUUUGUAUUUAUAUAGGGGAGAAGAUUUUAAAACGAUAUUGCAAUUAAAUAUAGCAGGAGAAUAAUAGGGAAGACCAGGGUUGGUUGUUUUAUAAGGGAUAGGAGAAGGUUUACGUAUUACGUUAUGUGAAGCGAAUAUACUUAAUAUCGAGAUGAAGAGAUGUAAAGAAUAUAUUGUAACAAUUAGUUCUGGUCUAUUUAACUCUUAGCAAGGAUUUUUCGACGCACGUAACGUUGUUUUCAUCAAAGUAGGAACAGUAUAGUAGUGUUACAACCAUUUCAUGACCGAUAUUUCUUUAAGUAUAAAUAGAAGAUAUAUUUAGAUCGUUAGUGGUAAGCAUUUUUUAUGCAUGUAUAGUGUUGCAUUUUUGAUUAUAAAAUUACAAUUAUCUCUCGUUUACAUACUCAAGCCAAAAUGCAAUAGCCUAUUUGCGAUAUGUAUGUUGCAAAGGACGUACAUAUUAUAUGUAAUAUAUGUGUACUGUUAAAGGGGAAGAUAUUCUUCUACGCAUACGUUAUAUAAGUGAUCUAUAGUCUGUCGUUGUCAGCGUUAUCACUUGUCAAUGUGAAUUAUCAUCUUACGAAACGUUGGUUGUAGCAUAGCUACAAAUAGAUUGUACCAUAGAUAGGUUCUUUACAUCAAUGUGUGUUAUACGUUAUUGUAUAUAUCAUCAUGUUACUUGA